Messenger RNA from Chlamydomonas reinhardtii, 1068 nucleotides. RefSeq lists its product as uncharacterized. The record is from RefSeq and is a predicted model, not a curated record. The transcript is spliced from 5 exons. NCBI's taxonomy places the organism in Eukaryota, Viridiplantae, Chlorophyta, Chlorophyceae, Chlamydomonadales, Chlamydomonadaceae. Bases 121 to 675 code for a protein of 184 amino acids.
AAUUGGGACAAAAACUACUUACAGCAACGGUCACAGGCUUGGCAGAACACAGGGCUGCGCGCAUACGUGUGUCCGCUGACGAGUACUAGUUCUUGAGCUCGUGUUUAGCCCGUGCACAAAAUGGAGGAGCUGACAGGACCGCUGGAAGAAGUAUUCAAGGACCUUAAACGCCAAUGGAAGGACUUCCAGGAAGCGGAGCCCUUCCUUCACGUCGUGCAAGGAUUCAUUCAUGCGAUAGACUGGCGGGAACGAUGGAUAAUCGGCAUUCUGGUGUUCCACGCGGUCAUGCUGCUGGCUGCACUCACCACGCGCAAGAGCAGCCUGAUCCAGGGGACCAUCUUCCUCAUAGCAGCCGCCACGGUGUGGGGCUCUGAGCGGCUGAACGCGCUGGGUGCGGAGCACUGGCAGUCGUUUGCGGGCCAGAACUACUUUGACCGCACGGGCGUGUUCAUGAGCGUGCUGGUGUCGGGGCCGCUGCUGCUGGCCAUGUUCAUUGUGCUGAUCAACUACCUCAUCAGCUGCUCGGCCAUGUUGGUGGAGGCCAAGAGGAAGGAGCUCAAGUACAAGGCGCGGCAGCGGGCGGCGGCCGAGAAGAAGGCGGCAGCGGGGGGUGGAGGAGGAGGCGCGGGGGGCACCGGGGGCGGAGCGACGCCUGAGGCGAAGAAGACCAAGUGAUGCGAGCGGGGCAGGAUUCCGGGGAGCACAGGGCGAUGACGCGGUGAUCAGGAGCUGAGAGGAAGUAGGCGCAGCACCGCGGCACAGCACUAGGGCAAUGAGUCGGGGCAGUGCCAGUGCCUUGGGCCGGCCGCCCGCUGGAAGAUGUGGGAGGCGCAAUUCAUGGCAUUUGGCGCGGAGCGACGUGGGGCCAAGAGGGACUCAGCGGUGGGGCUGUGGGACCGGGCUGGAUGGAGCUGGAGCGUCGGGUUGGAAGGUCAUUGGCCUCGUCAAAUUGCGAGAAGGCGACCACGCCAUUUUCCCAUUUGUCAGACCUAAUAGCUCGUUUCACAUACACAGUUGUCGACUGGACUGACACCGCAGCGCUGACGAAGUGUUGACAAAAUGCCUCUA